Messenger RNA from Corticium candelabrum, 997 nucleotides. RefSeq names its product gramicidin S biosynthesis protein GrsT-like. Bases 114 to 896 code for a protein of 260 amino acids. Gene Ontology annotation, biological process: lipid biosynthetic process. The transcript is spliced from 6 exons. The record is from RefSeq and is a predicted model, not a curated record. Lineage: Eukaryota; Metazoa; Porifera; Homoscleromorpha; Homosclerophorida; Plakinidae.
ACAGCUACAGCUAUGUACGUACAAACGCAAAUUUGACCGGAAAGGUCUGGCGUUCGAGCACACAGGAAGUUUGAUCUCGAGCCGUUUGUGAGACAAAAAUAUUUUGAUCUCAGAUGGCUGAUCGAUGGUUGAACGUAAAAUCUAUUAGACCAAAAGCGGCGGAAAGGUUAUUUUGUUUUCCCUGGAGCGGCGGAGGAUCGAACGUCUACGCGACGAAAUGGACUGCCCACUUUCCUCCGUCACUUGAAGUGUGUGGAGUAAGACUUCCUGGGCGAGAGACAAGGCAGUCAGAAAGAUGUUACACGGACAUAAACAAGUUGAUAGAGGACUUCUGUCGCUGUGUUCAGGAUCGAUUGAGAGAGAAACCGUUCGCAUUUUGGGGACACAGUAUGGGUGCACUGCUUGCUUUCGAAAUUGCGAAGUACCUUGAGUCUGAAUACCACAUUAAUCCUACUCAUCUUUUUGUAUCAGGUUCAUAUCAUCCUACGCUGUCCAGUUCACCAUCAUAUCUUUCUGACCUGUCUGAUGUAAGGUUUCUUGAAGCUAUUAAGAAAAUGGGUGGAAUUCCAGAGGCAGUUUUGAAUGACGAGGGCAUGAUGCGCUUUUUCUUGCCUUUGUUUCGAGCAGACUUUGCUCUUAUUGACAAUUAUCGGAAAUCACUGUUGGGUGUUGAUCCUUUUCAAGUUUCAAAAGUAACAUGUCCAAUCACCGCUUUCAAUGGAGACAAAGAUGUACGCCAAGAGAGAAUGCAGGGCUGGGAGACAUUUACUAAAUCUACCUUUACUCUGCAUGGAUUGCGUGGUGGUCAUUUCUACUUGCUGGAUAAAGACAAUGAAAAGACAAUAGCUAAAGAGAUUUCAAAAGUCCUAUGCGAAGAUGCUUCUUCAAGUCUUUGAAGACACAGGUGUCAUUUUGUUGUUAGGUUAGACUGGUGACUUGAUUAAAGCACAUUAGAGAAUUGUCAUAAUGAAAUAUUGAGACGUACAUGUGUUAAUUG